CUUCUCUUUCCUCCACUUCUUCUUCUCUCUUCCCUCUCCCUCCUCUCUUCUUCCAUUCUCGUCCCAUGUACAAUAGUCCGUCCUUUGUCUUUUGAUCUUUUCUCCUUCUUCUUUGGUCUGCUCCUUUUUUAGCUUGCAUUCUUUUAUUGAAUCGCGCGCCGAGGUCCGGGUUGUUUCAUUUUAACACCCGCUCUCUCUCUUCUCUCUUGCUUUGUUGGCUCUCGAAAGAGAGCUACAUCUGAUCUACCUAGAAGCUUGAAUCGUCUCUGGAGGUCGCCUCAUUUGUCGGCGAGUGACAGAAAUGUCCACCCCCAAUGAUCUUCAGGCCCUCUUGGCCAGCAUCAGGCCCCGUCCUUCGCCUUCGGGCACCCCUGCCCAUGAUGCUCCCAUGCCGCCGUAUCCCAUGCAGUAUCAGCAGGGUCACCGCCAGCAGCAUCCGCAGCAGCACCAGCCGCAGUACGAUGGCCAGGCCUAUCCUCACCCGCAGCUGCAGCUGCAGCAGCAGCAGCACCAGCAGCAGCCGCUCCAUGGCUACCGUCACCCUUCGGUUUCAUCCAAUAUUCACAGCCCGUCGCCUUCUGUGAAUACUCCUCCGCACCACGGUUCGGAUAUCCUUAGUCCUAAUAUUUCGACUCCUCGGGGUGAUAUGUACUUCCAUCAACCUCCGCCACCCCAGCACCAGCAGCAGCAGCAAUAUCACCAGGUCUUGCCUCACAAUCCCGACCGGGCGGUGAAUCUGUUGAAUCUGCUCAAGUUCAACCAGCCUACCACUUCUUCUGCCCCCCAGCAGCAGCAGCAGGCUCCGGUCUCUGGCGCUGAACAGCCCAAUUACCUACAGCCUCGUGCAGCUGGUCUGGAGGAGCAGUCAAAGGCCCACGCGAGAAACAUUUCUGCCUCAGACCUGGUUGCGUCACUCUUUGGUGUCCAAGGUCAAGGUGCUACCACCGCUCCCGUGAGGCCUGCGGGUUCUAUCUCCGGUCCAUCUGGUGCUGGCGCGGGCGAGAGCUCUGCAUCUGCUGCUCCGACUGCCGAGAACACUCAAGAGAUGUUGCUACGUUUGCUGAACCGUCCCAAGCCUAGUCAGGAUGUUUCCGACGGACCCUUGAAGACUGUUCCGCAGCCACCUUCUAUGGUUUCGUCUCAGAAGUCACCUGUUCCUGAGGAAGAGCUGAACGACAUUCUCAAGUCUCCAGCUCAUGGGCCGGAGGAGACUUUGGUGUCUCCGGAUGAUGCCGGACCUUCCCAGCUUGAAACCCCUCCUGUGGGUAAGGACUCCAUGUUCACCUAUGUCAACCCGUUCGAGCAGCUGGCUGCCGCAUCUCCGCGCAAGGUCACCCCGCAACAAGCCAAGUCUCGAAGCGAGAGUCCAGCCAUCGAGAUCAUGAAAAGCAAGAAGACCACCAUUACCAGCAAGGUCGAACCGUCCUCGGCUGCGGAGGCUGUUGAGACCCCGCAAAGCGAAGGUCCCAAAUCGCCUAUACUGGCUGACGAGCAGAGGGAAGCCGUCAAUUCCGUCGUUGAACGUCUAGUUGAUGAGAUUGGACGCGAAAUCGAGAACGCUACUGGUAACUCGAAUGAUGAGAAGCUCGCCCAGCUCGCUGCUGCCCAAGAGGACAGUACUCAAGCCGUGAUCUCUUCCAUCGCGAGUCACCUACAGGAAACGGCCGCCGAAGCCAAGGUCGAGGAUGGCGCAGACAAGAACUCUGCUGAUGGUACCGCUACCCCCGCUGCCGUGAAGGAGACUUCGAACAAUAGCAGCGGUGAUGCUCUAGCGGAUAGUUGGGAGAGUGCCGAAGAUAGUGCUGAAAAAGAAGAAGAACGCAUUGUUUCUGUGUACAACUUUCCUCUGAAGCCGUUCAUCUCCAUCAUCGUCAAAGCCCACUCGGAGAAGCUUGCAGCUCUUCGUGAUGACGGUAUCAUGGAUAUUGCCCGGCUCAAGAAGGACUUCGAUCAGUUGGAUCGCUCUUUGACUUCCGCGACCUCGGACUACAUUGUGUAUGCGUUGGCGAAGAACGGUGGUAUGCGUAUCAUUCGUCAAGAUGAUGGAAGUGACAAGCAAAUCUUCCGUUCUACCCGCGAUCGUGUCUUCAAUGUUGCGGUAUGCACGUCGCAGACUGCUACCGGCCGAACUACCGAGGAGCAAGCCAUCUUGGGAAUUGGCGUCAGCGGAACCGUGUACUGGGCGUUGGUUUCUCGCGCAGACAAGGAUCUUUUUGAGCUCGACGCCCUCGAGAGCGAGAGCCUCAUCUUCCCUCCUUUCCCAGCUUCGGACGAGAACACUUCGGGCGGCCAGCUGAAAACGCGGGCCAAACGGAGCUCUCGCCAUCCUGGAUUCUUCGCCAUUGGUCGUGGUAAGAAUAUUUAUGUGGUUUCGCCUCAGGCUGCAAUGAACUCCGCCUACGGUGUGUCUGGACCUCAGCGCGUCGUUAACACGGAGAAAUUCUUCAAAGAGCGUGCUCUGAAGAUCUCCACCGGGAAGGCCGGCAAGGAUUUCAUGUUCAGCGACGAUGAUACAGUCAUCGCCUCUCUUGACAAGACGGGCCGCCUUCGUUUCUGGGAUAUCCGUGAGGUGGUCAACAACCCGGGCUUCUUCAGCUCUGGACCUAGUCCCGCCGAGAUUCGGGUGCCCUUGAACACCUUUGUCACCGGCUCUCCCGCAGAGAAGUCGUGGCCAACCUCUGUCCUCUUUAUUGACAAGCUACGUCCCUAUGUCAAGUCGAUGGCGCUUCGUUAUGUUCUCGUGGGCUUGAAGCAGAACCACACCCUGCAGCUCUGGGAUAUUGGGCUGGGUAAGGCUGUGCAGGAGCUCAAGUUCCCUCACGAGAAUGAGUCCGACGCCAUCUGCAGUGUCGCGUAUCACCCCGCAUCUGGUAUCAUCGUUGUUGGCCAUCCAACCCGCAACUCUAUCUACUUUGUUCACCUUUCUGCGCCUCGAUACAACCUGCAGGCGAUGUCGCAGGCCUCCUUCAUCAAGCGCUCUGGUGAGAAGGACAGCAGUCUACCCAAGCCUGAAUCUACCGCUUGCAUGAGCGGCAUUCGCGAAAUCUCUUUCGCUUCCAAGGGUCAGUUGCGGAGUCUGGAUAUCCUUCCCAUUACUAAGUCGGCUGGGGACGAAAGUGGUCUGUUCGAGCUGUAUGUCAUGCACUCUCGUGGCGUGACAUGCCUGAACAUCAAGAAGGAAGAUUUGGGAUGGACUACCGACAACAAAAUUGUCCGUCCCGUCAAUGCUCUGGAGGAAGGGUUCAUUGACAUCGCUGAGUUGCAGACCUUCCCCACAUAUGUGGCGGAUGAGCCUUCGGUCAAUGGUGAUGCAGCUCCGACUCCCACAAAGCCGGCGGCCAAAGAGAUCAUCAAAAAGAUGCCCGAGCUCAACACCGAUGCUGCGACUGGAGCUGGUCCCAGUACUUCUCGCGUGCAGUCGCCCACCAAGGCACCCGCCAAGAAGAAGGACGAGCCAAUUGAUACUGUAUCUAGCAUCAAUGGUGUCGACAAGGCUGAGAAGAAGAAAAAGAAGAAGAAUACACUCACUGGCAUGAGCGAGCCGUCCGCUAAAGGCAAGGAACCCGUGAUUUCCAAAGAAGGUUCACCUAAUGAUGUUCCUGCUCUCGUGGGCAAUGAGCCAACUCUCGAAGAAGCUACUGCCACCCCAGGCCCUUCUCAGGCAGUACCUGCUGCUGCUCCUGUGGCUUCCAGCGCUGGUAUCGAUGACUCAGCUGCUAUCUUGAACAAGCAUCUCGAGAUGCUGCAAAACGGCGUGUCGUCGGAAUUCACCAAGAGCCUUGGUCGCGAAUUGGAAGGACUUUACACCCGCUUUGACGAAGAGCGCCGCAACUGGGACGCAGCCUCGGCAGCCAAGCAGGAUCAGGUUCUACGUCUGGUUUCCAGUACUCUAUCUGAUAAUGUGGAGAAGAAUCUUGCCCGCAUCGUCUCGAAUAGCAUUAAGUCAGAGGUUGUGCCCGCCCUGACUGAUCUUACUGCCGCCGCUGUGGGUAAGCAACUUAACAGCGUGGUGUCGCAGCAGCUGGGAUCUGUGGUUCCUCGGGAAGUGUGCCAAGCCCUCCCAGAGGCUGUCACUCGUGCCAUGCAGCAGCCUGAUUUGAUGAAAGUCUUGUCGGAUGCUGUGGGUCAGAAGCUUGCUCCUCGUGUGGAAAGCGAGAUCUCGAAGGCCAUGCAGAAUACAAUCACUCCAGCCAUCAAGAAUGUCGCUGUGCAGACUGCAGACAAGGUUGUCGGUGGCAUGGAAAAACAGCUGCAGGCUCAGUUGAAGCAUUUGGAAGCCCAGCGGCAAAGCGAUGCCGCCAAGAUCAGCCAGCUCACUUCGCUUGUUCGUGGACUGUCCGACACGGUUGCCACACUUGCUGCAGCUCAGACAGGCUUGCAGACUGAGGUUGCCAAGCUUAGCCAUGCACUGGCUUCCAAGGAUAAUGUGGUGGAGCGGCAGCAACAACAACAACAGCAGCAGCAGCAGCAGCAGCAGACAACCGCGCCCGCUCGCAGCGCUUCUGUUGACACGAGAACUCCUGAACAGAUUGAGCUGCAGGAGAUCGCUCAAUUGAUGAGUCAAGGUCACUUCGAGGAAGGAUCAGUCAAGUGGCUGCAAUCGACUCAACAGGCUGAUCUGUUUGACAAUCUCUUUGUUCGUAUGAACCCGCAAUACCUGACCAGUCUGUCUCCUAUCGUGGCUCUUUCUGUGGGUGUUGCUGUGACUUCGUCGCUGCAGACCAACCCCAUGGAGCGUUUGACCUGGCUGGAAGUGGUUCUGCAAACGGUGAACCCGAUGGACCCCGACAUUCGUGAAGUCGCGCCCAAGAUCAUGGACAUCCUUAUUCAACGGCUUGAGGCACUCUACAUGUCAGUGGCAGAGAAUUCACCGCACGACCCUAUUAUCCGCAAGAUCGCGCCCUUGUCGCGCCGUGCUAGAUCUCUGCGAGGAUGAUUUCCUCUCGUGGUGAUUCGAUCCCUCAAGUUUACCGAGCUUAAUGAAUAAUGCGAUCCUUAUGAGGAUGUUCAUAAUGAGGAAGUUGAUAACAAAAGGGAGAACGAAUGGAAUGUAUUGCAACUCGAUUGCCAUCGCAUGAGGAUGAUGACUACUAUUUUAUUUGGUUUAGCAAUGAAAGUCAUGGGUUAAUGAUGAG
This is a messenger RNA of Aspergillus saccharolyticus JOP 1030-1, 5135 nucleotides long. RefSeq lists its product as uncharacterized. NCBI's taxonomy places the organism in Eukaryota, Fungi, Ascomycota, Eurotiomycetes, Eurotiales, Aspergillaceae. Gene Ontology annotation, biological process: deadenylation-independent decapping of nuclear-transcribed mRNA. Gene Ontology annotation, molecular function: protein binding. The coding region runs from base 302 to 4936 and encodes 1544 amino acids. The record is from RefSeq and is a predicted model, not a curated record. Gene Ontology annotation, cellular component: P-body. The transcript is spliced from 3 exons.